UCCCUAGUGGGCGGAACUACAACAUGUCGAUGCCAAGUAGUACCGCUUGUGAGAUCCGGCAACAGAUGGCGGUGGUGUUGGAGUCUACUUGCGGCACAAAUCUGGUAGGGUGGAGACUGUGAUGGGGGGAGUCCGGAGCAACGACAAGGGUUGCCUGUUUGAUGCUGAAUUUGAAGAAAGACCCGCCAGUUAAUCUUCAUUUGUCUUUUUUUUCCCUCACAGUCUUUUAUCCCCCUUUCGUUUUUUAUUUUUUUCUGGAGGCCGCAGAAGCCCCGGGCUAGAUUUAGCAACUCACGGAGCCGAGCGUAAGGAGUUGCCGCGAGAUAGUUCCACAAUUCUUAUAAAAUGUAUUUGAUAGUAUAAAUAUUUAAUCAGUCUUAGAUAAUAUUUUUUUUAGAAUUUAUUUUGUUUACACGAGAACAAAAGGUGGAGCUAAUGUGUAGAAAAAAAGUUCAUGAGAAAAGCUAACUAGUUAGCUAGCCUUCAAUAUUGCCAGUAAGCUACUUAGCGGCGAUACUGAAGUUUGUUCUAUGAAUGAAUGAAAAGACAAGCGACCACUGGCAUUUACAUAUCAGCUGCUUUUUGUCACUGCAAGAUCACGUCGAGUAUCACAUGUGAAGCCGCCACUGAUUUUAUCCACUAAGGCGAGCCUCUCUAUGCAACCGUUUGACUCUGGACCUGCUUAUCCUCAAAUGGACAGGAAUGCAAUUCCUGGGAGUUGGCGGACAGCGGCGAUUUAGCACGAAAAGAUAGUGCUGUGCUUGUACUGACUAUCAUCUGGUAAUGUUUAUCAGACUCGGGGAAGCUAACUUUAGCUAGCUACAGAUAUAUGCACUACUUGGACUUGGCUGUAAUAGUGUGAAGCUUACGCCCAGUUCGGAAUGGGUAAUACAGUAUCAUGCUGCGUCUCUCCCGAGUCGAGCCCCAAACUACCAUCGAGGCAGCCUGCAGAGCGCCUGGAGGAGUUUCAGACCAGCACCGAAGUGAGCGAUGAUAACACCGUACCAUACCUGCAGCAUAUAAGCGACAGAGAGAUACCUGAUGAGCUGGCCUUGGAGGCCAACCCAUCAGACCACGCCCGAGCAAGCACCAUCUUUCUUAGCAAGUCCCAGACAGAUGUGCGAGACAAACGGAAAAGCAACCACAUUAACCAUAUCAGUCAUGUAUCUCCCGGGCCACUAUCGAAGAAAUACAGCUCCUGUUCCACCAUCUUCAUAGACGACAGCACCGUCAGCCAGCCAAACCUCAAAAGCACAAUAAAAUGUGUCACUUUAGCAAUAUACUACCACAUCAAAAACAGGGACUCAGACAGGUCACUGGACAUCUUUGAUGAGAAGUUGCACCCUUUAUCAAGAGAGCCAGUACCAGACGACUACUCGUACAUAGACCCAGAACACAAGCUGAUCUAUCGCUUCGUCAGAACACUCUUCAGUGCUGCUCAGCUCACCGCAGAAUGUGCCAUCGUUACUCUCGUGUAUUUGGAGCGCCUGCUGACCUACGCUGAGCUGGAUAUCUGCCCGGCCAACUGGAAGCGGAUCGUUCUGGGAGCAAUCUUGUUGGCCUCCAAAGUCUGGGAUGACCAGGCUGUGUGGAAUGUCGACUACUGCCAGAUCCUAAAAGACAUCACUGUGGAGGACAUGAAUGAGAUGGAGCGCCACUUCCUGGAACUUCUCCAGUUUAAUAUCAACGUGCCAGCCAGUGUCUAUGCCAAGUACUACUUUGACCUGCGACAGUUGGCUGACGACAACAAUCUUAGCUUCCCCCUGGAGCCCCUGAACAAUCAGCGUGCCCAGAAACUAGAGGCCAUUUCAAGACUCUGUGAAGACAAGUACAAGGACCUUAGCCGAGCAGCCAUGAGACGAUCCCUCAGCGCAGACAACCUGAUCGGUAUACGCCGCUCCAAUGCAGUGCUCUCAUAGGCCACUGCCGUCUGAUCAUCAAAGACCCAGCUAACCCACAGCCAUCUCCAGACAAACAUGGCAACCUUACAGAGCCAUCACAUCAGGCAGGAUCCUGGCUUAAAAUGACCUGCUCACACAGUGAUUUAUGUUACAGCUGUAGAGGUGUGCGAUUGUUAGACUUAAAAUCACAGGGUAUCCAUACAUUGAUGAAAAUUAACCACAAAACUUUUGUUUUUAUAGCUUUUAUUUAUUUCUUACCUGUCCCUAAUUUGGAAGGGAAAGUUAAUGAGCAGUAAAGGAGUUGAUUCAUGUGGGAUAGACUUCGCCAUAAAAAUGUGUUACAAAAUGAUUGAAUCCUUUUAGACGUUAAGAAAAAGGCUGGUGGUGUUCUGUUUUAGUUAUCGCCAUGAAAUCUCAGGAAAAGACCAAAACCAACAUGCUUAGUCUGACAGUAUUUUUAUAACUGAAUGGUAAACAGCAUCAACUACAUUAUCAAGCACCGGGUCAGGUGAAAUCAAGCUGCCUAAUUUUAGUGCUGAGUCAUGUUGCAGAGAGAAAGGUUGCAAAUCACUUUGUUCAAUGUCCUGGUCCAGACCAAAGCAGAAAGUUGUUUUCAACUAAAACCUGCGGUUACUUGCAAACUUACAAAUAAUUGACAUGUUGGGCUGAAUGCAUUUACUGGAUGUACAUGGAGUAUAUGUGACGGAAAUAAGAGAACUUUUUAAACAUAAAGGAGCCAAAUGACUGACAAGGGUUCCUGUGUUGCACACAAAUUAAGUAAUGCAGCAUAGAAAGGACUGUUUUAGAAGUGAAUUACAUUUAUGUAGUGCAUUAAAGAUGCACUACUUAACUCUUGCCAUUUCCUCAGUGAUGCUCCCCCUAUCGACGGCUAAUUCGGCAUCCAUCUUGCAUCCUACUUGUACUGUGAGCUCUCUCUCCAGCUAGUUAGAAACAGGCUUACGUUGACUCUUGUUUUAUCUCUAUCUCUGUCUCUGGCUCUUUUAUUUCCUCUUUUCCUCCAAUAACAUCUUCUAACGUUUCUUUGCUGCAUCGUCCACAGUGCACAUUCAAAACAGCCAGUUUGUUAACAUCUGCUUGCUAACAUGGACGUGUGCACAAAGCGAAACUCGGCUGCAGCGUCAUACAGCUGCAUGGUAGCGACGGCUUCAGAAAUGCACAUAAUAGAUUUUUUUGUGCCAUCAAACGAGUCCAGAAAGCGUAGUUUUAAGGUGAAAGUUGCAGAGCAGGUCUUUAAUGAACAACAUUACUGAUAUGUUUAGGAGAACGACUUAAGCUAGACAUUAUCAAAAUUUGUAUUUAUAUGCGUUCAUAUUUUGUUCGUAAUGCACCAGAGAUGGUUUGGAAGACUUUCUGAGCAGGUGGGUCUCAAUUCGCGCAUUUCUGAUUACAGCAUGUACAAUUUUCAGGUGAACUACAGCAACCGAACAAUCACACGAGUUCUGAUCAAUCUAAGCCCGUCUGAUGUGAAGAUGCCCUCAGACAGCAGUGCCCUGCUGUGUACCACACAUCAUUUUAUUUCUGGACCACUAACAAGUUUUUAUGUCACCCUGUGUUCUCUGAUAUACUUCCUAACAGCCUCUGAGGUUUAAUGAAGAAAUGUAAACUCUUGAGUGAUGAAACAAAAUGUUUUUAAACUUGGAUCCAGUCUACAUGGAUGGCCAUGAAAGCUGUUAAAACAGGAACGUUUUUU
Molecule: messenger RNA, 3612 nt
Organism: Melanotaenia boesemani (Boeseman's rainbowfish)
Lineage: Eukaryota; Metazoa; Chordata; Actinopteri; Atheriniformes; Melanotaeniidae
Gene: ccnyl1
Product: cyclin Y-like 1
Exons: 10
Coding region: 882-1919 (345 amino acids)
Biological process (GO): regulation of cyclin-dependent protein serine/threonine kinase activity; regulation of canonical Wnt signaling pathway
Cellular component (GO): plasma membrane
Molecular function (GO): protein kinase binding; cyclin-dependent protein serine/threonine kinase activator activity
Source: RefSeq, a predicted model, not a curated record